Molecule: messenger RNA, 4687 nt
Organism: Salmo salar (Atlantic salmon)
Lineage: Eukaryota; Metazoa; Chordata; Actinopteri; Salmoniformes; Salmonidae
Gene: pcdh19
Product: protocadherin 19
Biological process (GO): homophilic cell-cell adhesion
Cellular component (GO): plasma membrane
Molecular function (GO): calcium ion binding
Source: RefSeq, a predicted model, not a curated record
UAGCUGGCCGAGUUUUCAUUGCUGUAUAUUUCCCCACCAACCAGCAAAUCCAACCCUCCUGUGUAACCUCUGAUUGGUUGAGGGGAUUGCGGGUCCUGGUCCGGAGAAUUAGCGCUCAGCGCUGAGCUGUGCAUUCGGCAGUGUGCAGCAUUGAUGCGAGCGGAGCCGGAGCGCGUGUUGGGGUGAACUAGUAUCCUAUUGACAACGAUUGGUGCUGGAUAUUUUUCAUGCAAUUGGCUCUGCAGCAUGCUUGAAACGAACUGCUUUUAAUUGUGACGGCAUAACAUCCUUUUUUUGCCUCUAUAUUUUUACACUGGAUUUGAUAUUGACCAUAUCUCCCCGGGACGUGUUCGGUGUAUUCAUGUGUGAGAUUGGAGGAAAUUAGUAAAAGAAAGAUAAAAGACUUUGACAGAAAGAGAGUGAAACCUCUAUCGGCUCGCCUGGAAAUUAAAAGGUAACCGUGGUCUUCACUGACAGCAUUAGGCCCGUAAGAUUCUUUCUGUCAACAGCAUUAUUGGUCUACAUUCGAUGACUGGACUUUGGCUAUUCACGGAUUUUCUCAAUGCGGAUUCCUUUUUUACGUUUCCAUCGGAUAUGUGGUGUGAUAUAAUUGCCCAUUGAAGAGGAAAAGUCAGUAAAACUUGAACAAAUCAUUCAUAUGAAUUUGUGGACGUAUGCGUAAAAUUCAAUGUGUCUAAAAUUCUCCUUAUGGUUGUUGAAUCGGAAUCAUGAUGCUGGGAAGAAUUGAACUGGAUUAUUUUUAGCCAAUCAUUUAAUCUUCAGUGAACAUUAUUUUUUGGGUAAACCAGUUCAUUAGAAUUUUCCUCCCUUUUGAUUUUUUAAUUCAUUAUUUGCAUUGUUUUCCAGCCUGCAUCGAAAUGGUCGGUUUAUUAUGUCAGACGUUCCUAUAGUUGUAGCUUGAUAUAAACAGCGCAGAUGUACAUGUUGUUCUGAGACCAUCAGUGUUCUGAGACCAUUCAGAAUGUUUUCUAAUAUCUAUCCUCAAGAUCUCACGCGUUGCAGCAGAUUGGAGAAUGUGGUUUAUCUCAGAAGAGUACAAUGAGCUAGAUGGACUUAAGACCAUAUCGAUAUAAUCAAGUUACAUAUUUAUCAGAUAGGAGCCUUUUCUGUUAUCGAAACCUAUUCCAAGGAUAACUUUUCGACGAGAUCAGCUAACUGGUACAUUUUGCCAGUUAUCUCUGACAUGCAUAGGUGUGCGUGAUCAUACGAGGUCCCAAUUAAAUCUAAGGAAAAAUCAACAGGUACAAUGUACGUCAAGGAAAUGGAUUUUAUGCAAAUUCUUUGGAUAGUCCUUUUAUGCUGGACUGGGGCUGAUUCUGUUAUCAAUUUGAAAUACUCGAUAAACGAGGAGCAGAAGGCUGGGUAUAUCAUUGGAAACGUGACAAAGGACGCACAAACUCAAGGAUUUGCCAUUGCACCGCGUGCGCCGUACUUGCGGGUCAUCUCGAAUUCAGAGCCGCGAUGGGUGGAACUCAGCCCGGCUGGACUUCUCCUCACACAUCAGAAAAUAGACCGGGAUGUGGCUUGCCGACAGACGUCAAAGUGCACUGUCUCUCUGGAGGUGAUGUCAAACUCCAUGGAGAUCUGUGUGAUUAAAGUUGAAAUUGUGGAUUUGAACGAUAAUGCGCCCAGGUUCCCCACAAACCACAUUGACAUUGAAAUCUCAGAGAAUGCUUCCCCUGGAACCAGGUUUCCCCUAGAGGGGGCAAGCGAUCCGGACUCUGGGAUUUUCGGUGUGCAAUCAUAUUCGAUCACCCCGAAUGAGCUCUUCGGGUUGGAGAUUAAGACUAGGGGGGACGGGUCCAAGAUUGCCGAACUCGUAGUGCAAAAAUCGUUAGAUAGGGAGACCCAGUCUCACUACUCAUACGAAAUCAGUGCAGAAGACGGCGGAGACCCCCCAAAGAUUGGCGCAGUCCAGCUCAAUAUUAAAGUAAUGGAUUCGAAUGAUAAUAAUCCCGUUUUUGACCAGCCUGUGUAUACAGUGAACGUGAUGGAGAAUUCUCCUAUUAAUACACUUGUAAUUGACUUGAAUGCAACGGAUCCUGACGAGGGAACUAAUGGUGAGGUUGUAUACUCGUUUAACAGUUACGUCACCGAGAAAACUAGAGAUGUAUUCAAAAUCGACCCUAGAACCGGUAUUAUCACUGUAAAUGGCCCGUUGGAUUAUGAAGCAACCCAUAUUUACGAGAUUGAUGUCCAAGCCAAAGAUUUAGGUCCAAAUUCUAUUCCGGCUCAUUGUAAAGUCACGGUCAAUGUGAUGGAUGCAAAUGACAACCCACCUGUCAUUAGUUUAUUGUCGGUGAACACAGAGCUGAUUGAAGUUAGUGAGAACGCGCCACGUGGAUACGUUAUUGCAUUAGUCAGGGUCUCAGAUAAGGACGCGGGCGCGAAUGGCAAGGUGCAGUGUAGACUACAAGGCAACGUCCCUUUCAGGCUCCAGGAAUACGAGAGCUUCUCAACCAUCCUUGUCGAUGGCAGGCUAGACAGAGAACAGAGGGACACGUACAAUCUAACUAUCCAAGCAGAGGACAGUGGCACCCCCCCUUUACGCGCCACUAAGUCGUUUGUAGUGAAAGUCACAGAUGAAAAUGAUAACCCUCCCCACUUCCUAAAACCCCAUUACCAAGAGAUGGUCCUAGAAAAUAACCUGCCUGGCUCAUGUUUGCUGGCAGUGUCUGCUGUAGAUCCCGAUUUGGGCAUGAAUGGCACCGUUUCAUACACCAUCGUACCCAGUGAGAUUAAACACAUGGACGUAAACACAUAUGUCAGUAUAAAUCCUUCAGGACGUAUUUACUCCAUGAGAUCAUUCGACCAUGAGUACACUAGGACUUUUGACUUCAAAGUUUUGGCCAGGGACCAGGGGAAUCCGUCCUUAUCCAGUAACGCGACGGUGCGCAUUGUCGUUUUGGAUGUGAAUGACAAUACACCUGUUAUGACCACUCCACCCCUGGUAAAUGGCACCGCGGAAGUAUCCAUUCCAAGGAACGCAGGAGUGGGUUACCUGGUGACCCAAGUCAAGGCCGACGACUAUGACGAAGGGGAGAAUGGAAGGCUGACCUAUACCAUUUCGGAGGGAGACAGGCCUUUCUUUGAGAUAGACCAGGUGAAUGGAGAGGUGCGGUCCACCAAGAUGUUCGGGGAGCAGGUCAAGUCGACCUAUGAGAUCACAGUGGUGGCACGCGACCACGGGAAACCGUCGUUGUCGGCCUCUGCAUACAUUGUUGUCUACCUCUCACCGGACCUGAACGCCCAGGAAUCUAUUGGACCAGUAAACCUGUCAUUGAUUUUCAUCAUUGCCCUGGGCUCUAUUGCAGCUAUCCUGUUUGUCACUAUGAUUUUUGUGGCAGUCAAGUGCAAAAGGGAUAACAAGGAGAUCCGAACGUACAACUGCAGUUUCUUCUACUUGCGCAGGGUGGCGGAGUACUCGUAUGGCAGCCAGAAGAAGUCGAGCAAGAAGAAGCUGAGCAAGAACGACAUCCGCCUCGUGCCGCGCGACGUGGAGGAGACGGACAAGAUGAACGUGGUGAGUUGCUCGUCUCUCACCUCCUCGCUCAACUACUUCGACUACCACCAGCAGAGCCUGCCGCUGGGCUGCAGGCGCUCCGAGAGCACCUUCCUCAACGUGGAGAACCAGAACUCACGCAAUGCCGCGCCCAACCACGGUGGCUAUCAGCAGCAUCCCUUCGCCAGCGGGCAGGGUCCCCAGCAGCCUGACCUCAUCAUCAACGGCAUGCCGCUGCCAGAGACGGAGAACUAUAUCGACUCCAGCUACGUAAACAGCCGAGCACACCUUAUCAAAAGCACAUCGACAUUCAAGGACCUGGAGGGCAAUAGUCUGAAGGACAGCGGGCACGAGGAGAGCGACCAGACGGACAGUGAGCACGACGUCCAGAGAGGCCACUACAUAGACACGGCAGUCAACGAUGUGCUCAAUAUGACCGUGCCCCCCAACGUCUGCCAGCUGCCUGACCAAGGUAGGAGAAAAGAUCCCAGCGAAGGCUUCCACUGCCAGGAAGAGUGUCGUAUCCUGGGCCAUUCGGACCGCUGCUGGAUGCCCCGUGUGCCUGGUCCGGCCCGCGGCAAGUCGCCUGAGCACGGCCACCCACGUAACAACGUCAUCGCCCUGUCUAUUGAGGCCACCACCGUGGAUGUGCCCCACUACGAGGACUGUGGCACCGGCACCAUCAAAAGGACUUUUGCCACCUUCGGCAAGGAUGGCCCAGAAGACCCCGAGCGGGGCGAGCUAAAGGGCAACAAGCGGACAAUGAUGGAGUCUCAGGUGUGCAGCCCCAAGGCUAACGGCGGCGCUGUGCGCGAGGCGGGCAACGGGCGCGAAGCAGCCAGUCCCAUCACCUCCCCUGUGCACCUGAAGAGCCCGCUGGCCAAGGUGCCAUCCGGCUACAACACGCUCAGGUGCCGUGGCGCCGAGCGCAUUGCCAACCACAGCAUGCUGCGGCAGCCCGAGGGGAAGGACAGCGAGCCGGCCGUCCGGGAGAUCAACACUCUCCUCCACGACGGCAGCCAUCUUGAGAAGGAGUCUCCCAGCAGCAAGCGCCUGAAGGACAUUGUGCUCUAACGGGCCUCAGGGGAGCCUACUCACACACAUACACUCACACACACUUACAGACACACACACACACACACACACACACACACACAGUGUAAA